AUGAGAAACCACACAGAAGUACCAGACUUUAUCCUCCUGGGGUUGUCAGAUGAUCCAAAGCUACAGGUCAUCAUCUUUGUCUUCCUCUUCAUCACCUACAUGCUCAGCGUUACUGGGAACCUGACCAUCAUCUCCCUCACCCUGCUGGAUUCCCGCCUGCAGACCCCCAUGUACUUCUUCCUCAGGAAUUUCUCCAUCUUGGAAGUCUCAUUUACAACAGUCAGUAUACCCAGGUUCCUGAGCACCAUUGUGACAGGGAAUAAAACCAUUUCUUUCAAUGACUGCAUGGCACAGUUAUUCUUUUUUAUUCUCCUGGGAGUCACUGAAUUUUACCUCCUGGCUGCCAUGUCCUAUGAUCGUUACGUUGCCAUCUGCAAACCGCUGCACUACACGACCAUCAUGAAUCGCAAAGUGUGCACACUGCUUGUCCUGUCUUCUUGGCUGGUUUCAUUCUUAAUUAUUUUCCCUGCUCUCAUGUUGCUCCUGAGGCUUGAUUACUGCAGAUCCAAUGUGAUUGACCAUUUCACCUGCGAUUACUCUCCCCUGUUGCAACUUUCUUGCUCAGACACAAAAUUCCUGGAGAUCUUGGGGUUCUCUUGCGCUGUGUUUACUCUGAUGUUCACUUUGGCUUUAAUAUUUCUCUCCUACAUAUACAUCAUCAGGACGAUUCUGAGGAUUCCUUCCACCUCCCAGAGGACAAAGGCCUUCUCCACAUGCUCCUCCCACAUGAUUGUCAUCUCCAUCUCUUAUGGGAGCUGCAUUUUCAUGUACAUUAAGCCCUCGGCACAAGAGAGAGUAUCCUUGAGCAAGGGAGUUGCUGUGCUGAACACCUCAGUAGCUCCCAUGCUGAACCCCUUUAUCUACAGCCUUAGGAAUCAGCAAGUCAAGCAGGCCUUCAUGAACAUGGCGUGGAAAACUGUAUUUUCCACAAGUACAUGA
Molecule: messenger RNA, 939 nt
Organism: Ochotona princeps (American pika)
Lineage: Eukaryota; Metazoa; Chordata; Mammalia; Lagomorpha; Ochotonidae
Product: olfactory receptor 6C1
Exons: 1
Coding region: 1-939 (312 amino acids)
Biological process (GO): G protein-coupled receptor signaling pathway
Cellular component (GO): membrane
Molecular function (GO): G protein-coupled receptor activity; olfactory receptor activity
Source: RefSeq, a predicted model, not a curated record